ACAAUGACUUCCGUGUAUCACAGAGGGAUUUCUCGGAGCGCUAAAUGUAGCUUCGUGCUAGGUUUGUAUCUACACUGUGUUGAGAGGUGUAGCUCUGUUUUGUAAACGCUGCCAUGAAUUAAGACAGAACUGUAAACCCCAUUCCUCUAAACGUCUCGUGGCUGGUUGGAAAGAGAGAGAGAGAGGUGUCAACAAUGUAUGCCUCUGGGAAAUACAGCUCGCGGGGGCCUGCUCUUAUCCCCCGGAUGAAAACCAAGCACCGCAUUUACUACAUCACCCUCUUCUCCGUGGUGCUGCUUGGACUAAUUGCCACCGGGAUGUUUCAGUUUUGGCCCCACUCUAUUGAAUCCGCAGCCGACUGGACCCUCGACAAACGCAGCGUUCACGACGCCCCUUUGGUCCACCUACCUGUCUCCAGUCCCAUUCCCGAGAGAGGUGACCUUAGCUGCCGCAUGCACACCUGUUUUGAUGUGUACAGAUGUGGCUACAAUCCUAAAAACAGAAUCAAGGUCUACAUCUACCCUCUGCAGAAGUUUGUGGAUGAAUUAGGGGUUCCCAUCAGCAGCACGGGACUGUCAAGGGAGUACAAUGACCUGCUCAGUGCUAUCUCUGACAGUGACUUCUACACGGACGAUGUCACCAGGGCUUGUCUUUUUAUCCCCUCUAUUGAUGUGCUGAAUCAGAACUCCCUGCGUAUCAGAGAGACUGCCCAGGCUCUAGCAAUGCUGCCCAGAUGGGACAAAGGGAUGAAUCACCUACUUUUCAAUAUGUUACCUGGCGGCCCUCCAGACUACAACACUGCCUUGGAUGUUCCCAGAGACAGAGCACUACUGGCUGGAGGCGGUUUCUCUACAUGGACCUACAGACAAGGUUAUGAUGUCAGCAUCCCUGUUUACAGCCCCCUCUCUGCAGAUGUUGAGCUGCCUGAGCGACAGCCUGGGCCAAGGCGCUUCUUCAUUCUGUCUUCUCAAACCGCCAUUCAUCGAGAAUAUCGUGCUGAACUUGAGCGCUUGAAGGAAGAAAAUGGAGAAGCAUUGCUCCUCUUGGACAAGUGUAGCAACCUCUCUCAGGGCGCUGCCUCUGCACGAAAACGCUGCUACAAAGGGCAGGUGUAUGACUACCCUCAGAUCCUGCAGGAGUCGUCUUUCUGUGUCGUUUUGCGGGGGGCACGUUUAGGUCAGGCUGCCCUCAGCGAUGUGCUGCAGGCUGGCUGUGUCCCUGUUGUCCUCGCUGACUCCUACAUUCUGCCAUUCUCUGAAGUCCUAGACUGGAAAAGGGCAUCUGUGGUUAUUCCAGAGGAGAAGCUAUCAGAGAUGUACACCAUACUGAAGAGUAUUCCUCACAGACAAGUUGAAGAGAUGCAGAGACAGGCACGCUGGUUUUGGGAGGCCUACUUCAGCUCCAUGAAGGCUAUUGGCUUAACAACACUCCAGAUCAUCAAUGACCGCAUCUACCCAUAUGCUGCACGCACCUACGAGCUGUGGAACAAUCCACCUGUAGUGAAGUGGUCCAGUGUGAACAGCCCACUGUUCUUACCGCUCAUCCCACCAAGAGCACCAGGGUUCACUGCGGUGGUGCUGACGUAUGAUCGCGUUGAAAGUCUUUUCCGUGUAAUCACAGAAAUCUCCAAGGUGCCUAGCUUGGCUAAGCUUCUUGUUGUGUGGAAUAACCAGAACAAGAGUCCUCCAGAGGAGUCUCUUUGGCCAAAGAUUGGUGUUCCCCUCAAAGUCGUGCGGACCAAAGAGAACAAGCUGAGUAACCGCUUCUUCCCCUACGACGAGAUUGAGACAGAAGCUGUGCUUGCAAUCGACGAUGACAUCAUCAUGCUGACAUCUGAUGAGCUGCAAUUUGGCUAUGAGGUAUGGAGGGAGUUCCCAGACAGACUGGUGGGCUACCCAGGCCGGCUGCACCUCUGGGACCAUGAAAUGGGAAAGUGGAAGUAUGAGUCUGAGUGGACCAACGAGGUCUCCAUGGUUCUAACAGGAGCCGCUUUUUACCACAAGUACUUCAACUAUUUGUAUACAUACAAGAUGCCAGGAGACAUCAAGAACUGGGUGGACGCUCACAUGAACUGUGAAGACAUUGCCAUGAACUUCCUGGUUGCUAACAUCACAGGAAAAGCCCCCAUAAAGGUGACCCCCAGGAAAAAAUUCAAGUGCCCUGAGUGUACAGCUAUUGAUGGCCUGUCACUGGAUCAGACACACAUGGUGGAGAGGUCCGAGUGUAUCAACAAGUUUGCCUCCGUUUUCGGUACCAUGCCGCUGAAGGUGGUGGAACACCGUGCUGACCCAGUGCUCUACAAGGAUGACUUCCCAGAGAAGCUCAAGAGCUUCCCCAACAUCGGCAGCCUCUGACCAGCGGGUAACAGACUUUUGGACCGCAGUACAGCCUCGACACUUUAUCAUUUUUUAACAACUUUAUCUUUUAUAUCAUGACAUCAACAUUCAGACUAAAAUAGAACAUGCUGUUUCUCUUCUGCUAAUUUAACUUUUCUUCAGAUUUAACAGAGGGUGGGUAAAAUAAUAUCUUGUAAACAGAGAACACUGAAACGUGGGGAUGGUGAUAAGUGUGAUGAGAGUGGUUUGUUUAUUUAGCCUAUAGUAAAAUAUAUAUUUCAUAUCUUUAUUCUAAUGUAUAGACUAAAGUUACAUAUAUCUAUUGGAGGGUCACCCUGAGUGAUGUUUGACAGACGUGCUGACUGGAGGCUUGUAGUCCCUCACUGUUACUGUUUUGGAGCUGAAACUUCAGGUUCCAGCUGCUCUGGAAUCAGCUUAUACAGUGUACAUAUUUAUAUAUGCAGCAGUGCUGUGUAAUAAUCAUAACUAUGAUGCUCCAACUAAUCAUUUCUUUUCCUUUUCAUACGAUUACUUUCUGAAAACUGUCAUGGACAUUAUCCUUUAUCUGUAAUGUUGUGUAAUUUACAUGAUAUAAAGUAAAUGAUCCAAUGACACACCUAAGUGUGUAGGAUCCGUCUCAUAGUUAAUUGAAUGUGACAGCACACAGCAUGGUGGCUCACAGAUGAUGUACAGUCAUUCUUUUACACAAUCAGAUUGGGCCGUUAGACAAAGCUGGUACAACAAAUCUAAUAUAUGUAGAGUGAGUAACUGCUGAUUUUAAAAUAUUGAUGCUGAGCUACUGGAACAUCUUGAACUGUAAUUUUAUACUGCCUGAGUAAUUCUUUCACUAUAUUUAUAUGUGAUAUAUAUCAAUCUGUAUUGUGAAUAAUAGAGACUUCCCCAGCCCACACAUUUUAAAACAGAUAUCUAUAAACGUUUGAUGCAGUGCUUUUUUUAAUUAUUUUUCCAUUAUGGCUGUUGUGUGUUUUAUAUUUUUGUUCUUUUCAUCACUUCUUGUCCCACAUCCAAUGUUUAGGCUUCAAAAUGGAGAGCAGAUUUCUUGUGAUUUUUUUAUUGUUAUUAUUAUUCCAUUGACAUUUUUAUUUUUAUUUUUUGGGACUGAGUUUAUGUAUCUAAGUGUAAAUAUGACUUUGAUAAGUAAAGACCACAGUAAUGUG
Messenger RNA from Labrus mixtus (cuckoo wrasse), 3514 nucleotides. It is a transcript of the gene ext2, whose product is annotated as exostosin glycosyltransferase 2. Gene Ontology annotation, molecular function: glycosyltransferase activity. Lineage: Eukaryota; Metazoa; Chordata; Actinopteri; Labriformes; Labridae. The transcript has 15 exons. The coding region runs from base 195 to 2354 and encodes 719 amino acids. The record is from RefSeq and is a predicted model, not a curated record. Gene Ontology annotation, cellular component: membrane.